Messenger RNA from Trachemys scripta elegans, 3537 nucleotides. Its product is annotated as C-type lectin domain family 2 member L-like. Lineage: Eukaryota; Metazoa; Chordata; Testudines; Emydidae. The coding region runs from base 117 to 581 and encodes 154 amino acids. The transcript has 4 exons. The record is from RefSeq and is a predicted model, not a curated record.
UGGGAAGCCUCUUUCCACAAAGCUCUUCCCUUAUCCACUAGUAUCCGCCCCCUGGCCUCUGGCCUCUGCCCUGAGGACGCCAUGCAGCCGGAGACAGGAAGGCGGAACUGGGCUAAAUGAGCCGGAGCAGGGGAGACGCUGUAAUAGGAGGGGGGUCGCCCCCCGCUUCCCCUGGGUGCCUCCCAGCAGUAAAUAGCUCAUCAGGGAAAGGUUCUUCUGGCUCUCCUCCUCUGGAACCAUGCCCUGCCGACUGGCUGUACCACAAAAGGAAAUGUUACUACUUCUCUGAGAAAGAAAAGGACUGGGACUCCAGUCAGAGCUUUUGUUCUUCACACAACAGCUCCCUAACUGUAAUUGAAAACCAGCAGGAACUGAACUUUAUAAUGAAAAUUACAAAGCAAGAUCCGUGGAUUGGACUUCAGAAGACAGGAGAAGAAUUCCAUUGGGUAAACGGGACUCCAUUAGAUUCAAAUCUGUUGGCAGUAAAGGGUUCUGGAGAAUGUGCCUAUAUUGAAUCAGCUGGGGUCUCCAGUUCUGGAUGCUCAUUAACCAGGGGCUGGGUCUGUAAAAAAACCUCUUAGCUCUGUGUACUCAGGCUUCACUCAGCCAAUUAAUGUAAGACCCCGGGUUCAACUGUCACAGUUCAGGGCAACUGCACCUGUAUUUCCCCUCAGUGACCCAGCAAGGGCACCUAGUCUCAGGCUUGCUGCAUCUCUCUCCCUUCUGACUGGGGCUGCACAGUUCCCUGCCUUUACUGUGUUGUUCCCAGCACAGACAGGUUGCCCAAGGACACCUGCUUGCUUUCUCCUCCGAGACAGUUAGCAGGUGUAAUUGCUACAGUUACAAGAUACCAUACAGCACUUCCUAUGACAGCCCACUUUAUUCUUACGGUAAAAAUCAUUACAGAGAAAGCAUUAAAACAAUAAAAGACACUACACACAUGCUACUAAGCUUCCCAGAGUUCACCCUAACAUGGAUACUAGCAGGAGCAGUUCUUCCAUCCCCCCACCCAACGAAUUCCUUCUGGUUACAAGUUCAUCACAGCAUCAACUCAGAACAAGCUCACUAGGGCCAGUGCUUCCAACCCUGCCAGAAGGAUUGGGGCCUUCUGUGGACCAGAGGUCCUGUCUGUUUGCUGGAUCAGGAAGAAGGCCCUGAGCUGGUUGAAAAUCAGGCUAUUUAUCCAAAAAUCUUUUUUGUCUGUUGGUCCCUGGAGAGUCCAGUUUGAACUAGUGGAGGCGCACUUCUCCAGGUGGUGGUGUCUCUCUGGAGAUAUUACAAUCUCAGUGCAUGUGCCUAAUUACCCCCUGAUGUUCUCUUAUUUAUCCUUCCAUGGAAACACAUACAAUUCCACAGUAAUACAGACACAAUUACAUCUUAAUACAGUGGACCCCCAAAGGUAUUCACCUAUUUCAAUAAGGUCUAACUUAGUUCAAUAAAGUUCCUUCAGGAUAUUGCAGGAACUUGUCUGUUGCAUUGACAACAUUUUGAAAUCUAUAAAUUCAAUGUAGCCUCAGUACAUUUACAUACAUUUCAAAGCACUAACAACUAGAUUACCAAAAUCUCUUACCAGAAACACUAACCCACAACCACCCCACCUGGGUUCAGAAAGGAAGGAGAAAGCUCUAUUAGCCAUGAACUGAGAACUCAGCCACUGGUUUGCUGUGAAUGCUGCUUGUCAGUCUCGUCUCAUAUCACUGAUUCCUUGUGCUCUCCCCUUCCCCUCAAUCUCUUUGGUGUAUCCAUCUGUUGUUUCUCAUCCUAUAGUGAGGGUAUGUCUACACUGCAAUCAGAAGUGUGACUGCAGCACGUGUAGACAUACCCGAGUUAGCUUUGAUCUAGCUAGCUCAAAUUACAAUAGCAAUGCAGCCACAGCAGCACGGGCUGUACAAUCCUGCUGGGGACCUUGGUUAUGCAGUUGAGCAGCUAGCCUGUACUGCCACAGCUUCAGUGCUAUUGUUACAUGACCUAGUUAGAUCAAAGCUACCUCAAGUAUGUCUAUGCUUGCUGCAGUCUCACCUCUGAUUGCAGAAUCCAAUCUCCUUGGCUAGCUAUAUCAAACCUCUUUUUGUCAUGUUUGUGCAGUGCCUACCACAAUGGGGCCAUUAUCUCUAGGCAUUAUCGCAAUACAAAUAAUUAAUACUACUACUGAGAGUCACUUUCCAACCGGAGGAUGUAAUUCAAAUAAUUCCUGAGACCACGAGUUUGUAGCACAAGAUUCGGUUCAGGGGCAUCUACUAGGGUCGCUUUCCUUUCACACCCAAAGAACAUGUGCUGUGGAAACAGUCCGAAGGGCUAUUCCAGUCCAGCAGUAAAGUUUAAGGAAGGCAGGGCAAGUUCCCAUCCAACCCUGAGCUAGGUAGGAAUGGAAUCUUAGGUUUCUGAGUGAGGGCAUGUCUAUGCUACAGGUGCUACAGUGGCAGCACUCCAGCUAUGCUGUUGGAUCACCAUAAAGUAGAGGCUUCCUACAUUGACAGAAGCAGUUUUUCCAUUGACGUAAGUAAUCUGCCUCCCCAAGCAAUGGUAGCUGGGUUGAUGGAAGAAUUCUUUCCAAGCACCAGGGGUUAGGUCGGUUUACCUAUUGUGCUCAGAAGUGUGAAUUUUUCACACCCCUGCCACUGUAGCUAGAUUGAUCUAAAUGUUAAGUGUAGAUCACGGCUCAGUAUAUGAAUCUACUAAUUUCUCUGUUGAGAUAGUUCUAAGACUAGUGAGGGAUAAAUGAGAGCAAGGUGGCUGUGGAACAAUGACCACUGUGAGUGAGUUUAUAUGGUCCAGCCAAUUGAUUCUAGCUGCUGGUGAUGUUUGACUCUUAGGGUAAAAAACCAUUCCAAAUCAGCUGUCUGCAGUUGGGAAGGAUCAUGAGUUAGCAUAAGUCUAAGAAGACUGAAAGCCCUCAGCUUUCAUUUUAAAAAUAAUUUUCCUUUGACGAGCCAUGGCAAUAAAACCAACCCAGAACCCCACUGGCAGUUCGUGUGCAGCCAUCAAUGAGUGCCUGCUGGUUAGCGAAAAGAGGAUCUCUUCAUAUUCUCAUGCGUGUAAAAUUAUGCCUUGUUUUACAAAUUAUUUAUAUUAUUUACACUGCUAAUUUUCCCCCAUAAGGCUCUGUUGUUACUAUUCUCUUUGCCUUGUAUAUUUUUUUCAAUGUAUUUUUCUUUAUUUAUUUUAUUUUCUUUGUUUAUAGUUUAUAUGCUAUUUGGUUUUAUCCGUCAUAUGUAUAACGUCGGCUGUAUGUCUUUACAAUGACAGGACAAUGUAAAUGUCCUGGAGUUUAUGAUUUCAAUGCCUUUAGUGACUUAAAGUUAUAAAAAACAAAUUUUCAUAUAAAAAGUCUAAUAAUUUGUAGAUUUAAUAAUAAGUACAAGCAGAUUUUUUUUUUUUUUAUCUUUUGGACACACAUACCCCUCUGAAGGGAAAAGUAGUGCAGCUGUGCUGAAAGUUUUUCUGAGGAAUACCCCUAUGGCAAAUAAAUAUUCCAUGUAUGUGUGAACAUGUGUUUUGUGUAAUUAAUUAAUUAAAAUUCUCAUAACUUUCAGAUUA